Messenger RNA from Cuscuta epithymum, 1076 nucleotides. NCBI's taxonomy places the organism in Eukaryota, Viridiplantae, Streptophyta, Magnoliopsida, Solanales, Convolvulaceae. The record is from the annotation of a GenBank genome assembly.
AAAACUUUAUCAGGUGGAAAUGAAAAAAUAAAAACUACAGGGCUACUGGGUGUCUGGGUGUAGUCGAAUAAAUGAUCAUCCACUCUCAAGUCUCUCUUGUAAAAGGUCUAGGUUUCAAUUCCCACCAAGGGAAGAUGAGGGAGGUUUUGUUCCAAAUGAUUCUUUCUAUUUUCACGAAGUUGCUCAGCGGCUGAGAAUGGAGGGGAUGGUAAAUGGUAAUGUAGGCAACGAGUUCGUGUGAUAGGGGGAGCAGCCUGGAUGCAGCAUGAUCGACAAGCGAUACUUGGCAUAUGCAAUGCAUAUUCUUUCUCAAUUUAUGCAAGCUCCGCGUCAACAGCGCCGAGAUGCGGCGGUUCGUGUUGUACGUUACUUGAAUGGCACUCCGCGUCAAGGAAUACUUUUGAGCUCCUCGUGUGAUCUGACCUUGACCGGUUGGUGUGAUUCCGACUUGGCGAGCUGCCCACUAUCUAGGCGCUCUCUCACUGGCUGGUUAGUGUUUCUUGGAAAUUCUCUUAUUUCUUGGAAAACCAAGAAACAACAAACUGUGUCCCGUUCAUCUGCCGAGGCCGAGUACCACUACAUGGCAGCUCUUACGACGGAAUUAAAAUGGCUUAAAAGCCUUCUUAGUCUCGGGGUUGAUCAUCCUCAAGCCAUGCCUUUAUUCUGUGACAGUAAGUCUGCACUUCACAUUGCCCACAACCGUGUCUUCCACGAGCGUGCAAAACACAUAGAAGUUGAUUGUCAUUAUGUUCGAGAUGCCAUCCACGAAGGACUGAUUACUACACAACACGUUUCCACUACUGAUCAACUUGCUGAUAUAUUUACUAAAGCUCUGGGCAAGCAGCAAUUUUCCUACCUUUUUCACAAGUCGGGCAUUUAUGAUCUGCAUGCUCCAACUUGAGGGGGUGUUGGGCAAGUUUGGGCUUUGAUUAACCAUUAUAAUUAAUUGUUAAUUGUUCUUAGUUUGUAUUUAAUGGGCUUCGGCCUAUUAGAGUAGGGUUGCACAUACCGUGUAUAUAUACUCACACUUUGAUGUAAUAGAGGGUAAGAGAAAUCAAUUCCAGAUCACUUGUUUU